AGCCGAUUCUCGGGCACUUUCGGAUCGUUCUCGGUGUAGCUCGUAGCUCGUUUUCACGGGAUUCAUUUUGCUGUUGUACGUGGUGAUAAAGACUGUCGCCAAGACGUUUUUAAAAGGCCCGAGGACGCUUGGGCGAGCCAAAAUGACGGCGGUAGCAACGAUACCGUCGUCUCACUCAAUUAUCCAGGUGGUAAAUGAAUCAAAUUUAAAUAAAAUUGAGAGCUUUCUCAACGACACAGCCUAUAGGGAAGCCAUUGAAAAUUCGUCAACGUACAACAGCAGACUAUGCCGAGAACGAAGACUCCGUAUGCCUUUCCUCGACUCCCAAACAGGAGUUGCCCAGAACCAUUCGGCUCUGUUUAUGUGUUCAAGAGAACGUAUGCCUGGUCUAUUACACGGUCAAAUAUACACAUAUCCUAGUAAAAGAUGGAGAAAAAAACGACGCCAGUACCUGAUGCAUUAUUUGCACCCAAAAAGAGGAGUUAGAGGUGAUCUAGAUGACGGUAUUGAGGGAGCUGAUGGAAUAAUGGCGGGUAUUAAUGAUGAUUCCAAAGAAUCUGCUGCUCUUAAAGACGAGCACAGUAAAGAUGGCUGGUACUACGAUGAGCAAGAUAUGAUCGAUAUCGACGCCUUCGACGAACCAGACCAAGACAGUGAUUACGACUACGAGGAGAGUUACAGCAGCAAAAGGAAACGAAGAAGACAUCGGGGAAGCGGACACCAUCCGGCGAGAAGUCAUCCGCCUGCCACCGACAGCCCUGGGACCAAAAGAACGAAAGGUGGCGGACGUGGACGGAAAAAAGCCAACUACGAUGUCACUGAUUCCGACAAGCCAUUCGUUUGUGACCUAUGCAGCGCACGGUAUAAAACCAGACCUGGUCUGGUCUACCAUUACGGUCAUUCCCACUCUACUUCCUCUGGUGAUCCUGCUAAGGAACUAAGUCCCAGUCCUGCCGAAGUCGAAUCACGGAGCGUUGCAGACACCGCUGCUUCGGACCAGCCAGGUGGUACACGUCGGGGUCGACAGAGCACAACUGCCUCGUCGAGUACCUCGAGUCCCUCCCCUGUGGCAAGUACGACCCCGGCUGCCGGGGCACCGCCUCAGCCGCAGCAGCAGCAGCAACAGCUGCCGCCAGCGGUUCAGACGAGUGCCGCUCCAGCCUCACCUACUGUCUCAGCUCCUAAGGAUGAUCAACAGCAGCCCCAGCAGAUGCCUGUACCCUCACCCGGUACCGUUGCUUCAUCACCCUCAUCACUGAGGCCCGACAUCAACGUCCCUGGCAUUGGUACCGGUGGUCCUGCCGCUGGAAUUGGACUCAUCGGUGGUGCCGGCGGCGGUACCCCAACUCUCGGUGGUAAUCAUCCAGCAGCUGGACAAGUUCACGACAAGAAGUCCGGGAAAGCCGCCCAGCCAUCUCCCUACUGCGAUUUCUGUCUUGGCGAUGCGAGGGAAAAUAAAAAAACCGGCGGUUCCGAGGAGUUGGUCUCUUGCAGUGAUUGCGGUCGUUCAGGACAUCCAACGUGUUUGCAAUUUACUGCAAAUAUGAUUGUGUCUGUACGUAAGUACAGGUGGCAGUGUAUCGAGUGCAAAUGUUGCUCCAUUUGUGGUACUUCAGACAACGAUGACCAGUUGCUGUUUUGCGAUGACUGUGAUCGUGGGUAUCACAUGUACUGUCUGUCUCCACCUCUUGCAUCUCCACCGGAAGGUUCCUGGUCGUGUCGGCUGUGUUUAGCCGAAUUUCAUCGGCGAGAUUGAAUGCCGCACUUAUUACCCAACAACAAAAAUAAAUAAUUAAAAAAAUAAUUAAAAAAAGUCACGUAGGUGCUGAUGAUGGCCAUACUCAUGAACGCGCGUUGAUACUCGAGUAAAUCCUGUGGCAGCUGUUUUCGUCGCACAAGGGCCUCGCUCUCUUCUUUCCGUCUGCGGAAGAUCGGGUACCGUGGAAAGAAAGAGCAUUUUUUUUUUUAAUUAAUACCAUUAAUUUUUCCUGCUACUACUUUACACAUCUAUUAACAGUAUAAUUAUUUAAAAUCGCUAAUUUCAUAAUAUAACGUGCGUUCAUUUUUUAUUUUGAUAACUUUUUUUUAACACUCGAUUUUUACCAUAAACUUUUAACACUUUUUUUUAUUUUCUUAAUAAUAAUAAUUAUUAUUAUUAAUUUUAAUGUAAUAUUUCUAUGAGAGAAUUAAUGAAUGGAAAAAAAAAUAAAACAAAGUUCAAUCAGUUUCACACUCUCGUUAAUUUAUAAUUACGUCUCAGGCGAUGGUGAUCUCACAAUUAAUAAUUAAUCUAUGUAUCUAAUUAAUCUUGAUAUUGUAAAGUUUUAUAAAUGAAUGCUACUCAGAGUUCGGAUUAAUCCAUUCAAAUAAGUCGAUAAUUAAUUAAUUAAUAAAUAAUUAAAAAAGAAAGUGUCCAUAAAAAUUUAAAUCAAGUAUUUGAAAGUCUUUGAUUGAUCAAUAGCCAAAACUUACUAGAUUUUUUUUUUUUUUUUUUUUUUUUUUAAACGUAAUAAUGUAGCCAGAGAUGGAGACUGAUUCGCAAAUCAAUCGAAACCGUUGUAACGUCUUUCAAGAUUUGUCGUGACAUAAUAUAUGUAAUAAUAAUAAUAAUUAAAAUAUGUAUUUGAAAUUUUAAAAAAAUUAAUGUCAAGUAAUUAUUAAAAUUAUGGUCUAAAAAAAAAUAUGGACAAUAUAGUGAAACUGAAAAUAGAUUAUUGUAUUAUAGAUACGACAAUACCUUCUAGUUAAAAAAAAAAUAAUAAUAAUAAUUAAAUCAGAUUACAAUUAAUUUAUUAUUAAUGAGUGUGAAUGUAGCAGACAUCUGACAGCUUAUAAAUUUUAAAUAAAUAAAUAAAGAAAUUUAAAAAAGUGCGCGCACUAAUUUUUCAAAUAUUUAAAUUUUAAUUCUACUCAUUUUAUUUAUUUAUUUAAAAAUUUAAAAAAUCGUCACUUGUCAGUUUCAUUAAAACUCAUUAUUAUUAUUGCUUUGAAUAAUUAAAUUAACGCAGAUUGUAUUUUUUUUUUAAAUUAUUUUUUUAUCUAUGACAGUUUUAAAUUGUAAUGAGAGUAAAUUUACAAUAACUGUCAUUAUUUAAAUAAAUAAAAAGAGAAAUUAUUAAAGUAAGAAUUAAAUUUAAAAAAAAAAACAAAGCAUAAUAAUGAAUAAUUAUUGUCUUAAUUAAUUAAAAAAUAAUGAGCCAAAAUAGAAGGUUGUCUUAAUCUGUAUAAUCAUGAUACUCAAGCUUAUUAAAAUUUAAAAAUAAAAUAAAAAAUUAACUUGGAGAAUUGUGCAGCUCGAUGGCGC
Messenger RNA from Microplitis mediator, 3304 nucleotides. RefSeq names its product zinc finger protein ubi-d4 (gene d4). NCBI's taxonomy places the organism in Eukaryota, Metazoa, Arthropoda, Insecta, Hymenoptera, Braconidae. The record is from RefSeq and is a predicted model, not a curated record. The transcript has 9 exons. Gene Ontology annotation, biological process: nervous system development. Bases 143 to 1756 code for a protein of 537 amino acids. Gene Ontology annotation, cellular component: nBAF complex.